This is a messenger RNA of Caenorhabditis remanei, 498 nucleotides long. RefSeq lists its product as uncharacterized. The transcript is spliced from 5 exons. The record is from RefSeq and is a predicted model, not a curated record. NCBI's taxonomy places the organism in Eukaryota, Metazoa, Nematoda, Chromadorea, Rhabditida, Rhabditidae. The coding region runs from base 1 to 498 and encodes 165 amino acids.
AUGUUCACCAUUUUGUUGGGUACACUUUGUCUUUCCCUCCUCGUUUCCAUCGGAGAAACAGCAAAGUGCAGUGCCAAGAGUGGAGAUAUUAGUGCCCGGUGGCAAGUUGUAGAUAGCGAGCUUACUGUAGAAGUCACCACAAACAACAUCGGAAACAAUGAGUGGUCGGCUGUUGGAUUCGGACCAGAUAUGAGCGAUUUGAACGUUGUCAUCUUCCAAGUUGUUGACUUCAAACCAAGUGUUGUCACAGGAACAACUCAAGGAUACGGUGCUCCAACUCUGGAUGCUUCUCCAUCAGUCACUCUUCAAUCUCUCAAUUAUAACAGCAACACCUUGGUGGCUCGUUUCGCUCGUGCAGUCGGAUCCCUCUCCACCUGCCAGACCUGGAAUUUCGUAACCGACGGAGCCAUCGAAGACGGAUCCAUCGGAUACCAUAACGCCGCCCCACACUCCGUCGAAAUCUGUGCUGACAAGUGUACCCGCAAGAUCUUCUCCUAA